AUGCCAAAAGCAUUUCUAGAGUACAGCCUAGGCUACUGGAAAGUCCAGCCCACACUCCUGGGCAAAGCCUCUGAAUUGGAGGCUCGAGGGGCGGAGCCUAGCGUGACUUUUCACGACUUCACUUUCCGGUCCAACACUGGGGAUUUAAUUGACGUCCUGGGUGUAUCCGUCGCUCGGCCAGCACCAGCGCCACUGUCCUCGCUGCACCCAGCGCCUCAACAGCCCCACAGAGCCGUCCACAUCCUGAACAUGCAGCCUAGCAGCAAUGACACGGACCCCGCGACCUGCUGGACACCACAGCCACAGGGACCCAGCCCUGCCAAGCGCCACUGCCUCCACGAUUCUCAGGCGCCAUCCCACCUUGAGGAGCCCUCUGUGUCCACGAGCUAUGCAUCGACCUCCAUGGUGUUCCUGGCCGCUGACUGUGUCCUACAGCUGCAGCUGGAUGGCGUCGAACUGCUGCUGGAGCCGGAUGCCAACUCGGUCCUGGAAGUGGAGCUCCCCGAACACACUAUCAUCCUGGUGCCCGAGGGCCUCCAGGCUCCAGACCAUCUUGGACAGCCUGGGUUCUUGUCCGCCACCCCGCAGGGGGGCGCUGUCUUGGAAAUGCCAGCGGAUGACCUUCUAGUCCUCCAGCCGGGAUCCUCCUGUGAGUUCAUUCUAGAAAGUUCCUACCAAGAGGAAUCCUAUGAUGAGGAUGAGGACUCUGGCUCCCUGUCUCCAUGGAUGGAUCCUCCAGCUGGUCAGGCAAGUGAGCACUUUUCCUCCACCAUCAGGAUGCCCAGUCCUUGGCCUCAGGGCCACAUCCCAGAACCAUAUCCUUCAGGGUCUUCCCCUAAUGCAGAGCCAUAUUCUCCAAGGUCUGUCUGGGACCAGGACAGCUACCUGCUGGGACCCUUCCCCAGCUCACCCCUGCAGCCUCUGCCUCCAUCUCCUCCUCCAAGUCCCCAAGAGCAGCGUCCUCCGUCCUCUCCUCGGUCCCCAUGCAAGGCCAGGAAGAGACUGUUCUGUGAAUGA
Molecule: messenger RNA, 1017 nt
Organism: Chionomys nivalis (European snow vole)
Lineage: Eukaryota; Metazoa; Chordata; Mammalia; Rodentia; Cricetidae
Product: proline-rich protein 23A3-like
Exons: 2
Coding region: 1-1017 (338 amino acids)
Source: RefSeq, a predicted model, not a curated record